AUCAUAAAUUAAAAAAGAAGGUCGGCAUCGUCGUCGCUAUAUCCUGUCAUCAUCUAGGGUUCUUCUUCUCCGAUAUGUAUUGAUUCUCUCAGUAAAAGAAGCUCGCUCGUUCGUGAAAUCGAUUCUUAGCAAUUUUGAUAUUUAGGGAUUAGGGAAUCGUGAUUGACAAUCUUAGUUCGCUUCGUUGUAUAGAAAAAAAAAAGGAAUUAGAUAGGGUUUUGUAGAUUCGAUUAUGGAUACUAAUCAAGCUCCUGGAAUCGACGAUCUUAAGAAAGUUGCAGAUAAUCCUUCAGGUGAUUCAAUGUUUGAUGCAUCUCAGUAUGCCUUCUUUGGGAACGAUGUUGUGGAGGAGGUUGAGCUUGGUGGACUGGAAGAAGAGGAAGAUGAGAUUCUGUCUUUUAAUGGAAUAAGGGAAGGCUUUUCAUUUGACAACGAAGAGGUUGAAGAUUCUAGGCCUCUGUCUGACGUUGAUGAUCUUGCUACUACUUUCUCAAAGUUGAAUAGGGAUCCUGAGGUCUAUAGAAACACGGGACCAAUCAUUGAUAGGCGACCGGGACAGAAUUCUUUAGCACCUGACUGGACUUAUAGGGAGGAGUUACCAGAUUGGAAUGGCCAGAAGUUACUGGACUCUGAUGCCAUCAAAGAUGACAAGGCUUGGUCGGGACAACCAUUCUCUACUCUGGACCCUAAAAGAACAACACCACAUCUCGAACCCCGGCAUCAGCUACAUCAAAACCACAAUCAACAACAGUUUCCCAGUGAUCCGAUUCUUGUCCCGAAGUCAUCUUUUGUUUCAUACCCUCCUCCAAGCAGCAUAUCACCAGAACAGCGUUUAGGACACCCAAAUGUUGCACCAUAUCAUUCUGGUGGGCCUCAAAUGGGAUCGCCAAUCUUUUCUCAGUUCCCAACUUUGCAGCCUCAGUUGGCUGGCAUGCAUCAUGGAUCUCCCCAGCGCGCUGGAAACGUGCCUCAGUUUCGUCCAGAUCUUCCCCUGAAUAACCGCCCUCAGGCUCAAUGGAUGAACAACGCGUUGCUACAACAGCCGUCUCAUCAAAACGGUUUGAUGCCCCCUCAGAAUAGAUCACAACAUCCAAUGCAGCCUCAGUUAUUUAAUCCUCAUCUUUCUCGAUCAUCAUCCUCUGGAAGUUAUGAUGGAAUGCUUGGGUUUGUUGAUCCAAGGGAAGCAAGACCAGGGUCGGCUCAAGGCAACAGACAGAACAUGCGUUUUAAUCAACACGGCUUUGAUGGUGGCGUUCAGAGGAGAAAUAGCGGAUGGCCUCCAUACCGCUCCAAAUAUAUGUCAGCAGGCGAGCUAGAGAAUAUAUUGAGAGCGCAGCUUGCUGCUACACACAGCAAUGAUCCUUACGUUGAUGACUACUACCAUCAAGCAUGUCUUGCGAAGAAAUCUGCAGGUGCAAAUCUAAAACAUCAUUUCUGUCCAAAUCAUCUGAGGGACCUCCUCCAUCCACGUGCACGGACGAACAACGAGCCCCAUGCGUUUCUUCAGGUCGAUGCUCUUGGCAGAGUUCCUUUCUCUUCGAUCCGCAGGCCUCGUCCCCUUCUUGAAAUGGACCCUCCAAACUCAACUAAAUCUGGUGAUGCGGAUAACAAAGCUACCGAUAAGCCCCUUGAUGAAGAACCCAUGCUUGCAGCUAGAGUGUGCAUUGAGGAUGGUCUUAACCUCCUCCUCGAUGUUGAUGACAUUGAUCGCUUCCUACAGUUUAGCCAACUCCACGAUGGAGGAAACCAGUUGAAACAAAAACGGCAAGCUUUGCUGGAAAGCCUCGCCGUUUCGCUGCAGCUCGUUGAUCCCCUCGCCAAGAAUGGGCAAAGCAGGUCGCAAGAUGAUUUCAUCUUUCAAAGGAUCAUCUCUCUUCCAAAGGGUCGGAAGCUACUCGUAAGGUAUCUUCAGCUUAUCUUCCCUGGAAGCGACCUAAUGAGGAUAGUCUGCAUGGGCAUUUUCCGACAUUUGAGAUCACUGUUUGGAGUCCUCUCAUCCGAUCCUGACAUCGCCAAAACCACAAACAAGCUUGCAAACGUCGUAAACUCGUGCAUCCACAAGAUGGAGUUGGGACCCAUCAGCGCGUGUCUAGCAGCGGUGUCAUGCUCUUCCGAGCAGCCACCGCUCCGUCCUCUAGGCAGUCCUGUUGGAGACGGAGCUUCAACUGUACUGAAAUCUACGCUCGACAGGGCUUCAGAGCUUCUCCGGGGUAAUAACUUCAACAACGCGGGCAUGGCUCUAUGGCGUGCUUCUUUCAACGAGUUCUACAACCUUCUGAUGAGGUAUUGCAUCAGCAAAUACGACGGCAUCAUGCAGAGUCUGAACUCGCAGCUGCCUCCAGAGUUUGCUAGUGAGAUAUCUGAUGCAGCUGCGCAAGCCAUUGUCCGCGAAAUGCCUAUUGAGCUUCUACGUUCGAGUUUCCCACAUAUUGAUGAGCAGCAGAAGAGGUUACUGAUGGAGUUUUUGAAACAAUCUAUGCUCGGAAGCCAGAAAACAGAGCCAGCCAUGAGCCGAUAGUAUCCAGAGUAUAGAAUCCAGACACCAUAUCUCGCAAAUGUCUGUAUAUGAAGGCAUAAAGAUCAUGCAGAUACCGUAACAAGAAAAGGUUAGAGAGAAUCAGUUCUCACACUUUUUUUUUUUGCAGCAGAGAAAGAGGAGUUGUAUUUGAAGUUUGGUCUCUGUACAGAAAAACUAAGUCUUUUAGCUUUUGCAGAACUUUGUAGCCAAGUCAUUGUGUGUCUUCUGUCUUCCUGUCUAGUUCAUGUCAUUGUGGUUUUCUUUUUUUUUCUCAUUUUUGCAACCUUUUUCAUGUUUUUGAUAAUUCUAUUUCCAUUUUUCUUUA
This is a messenger RNA of Brassica oleracea var. oleracea, 2843 nucleotides long. Its product is annotated as protein PAT1 homolog 1. Gene Ontology annotation, biological process: deadenylation-dependent decapping of nuclear-transcribed mRNA; P-body assembly. Gene Ontology annotation, molecular function: RNA binding. Lineage: Eukaryota; Viridiplantae; Streptophyta; Magnoliopsida; Brassicales; Brassicaceae. The transcript is spliced from 5 exons. Gene Ontology annotation, cellular component: P-body. The coding region runs from base 233 to 2518 and encodes 761 amino acids. The record is from RefSeq and is a predicted model, not a curated record.